UGCUCAAGAACAGUCUUCUUAGCGGAUGUUCGUCCAAUUCUCUCGAUUGCCGCAUUGUGCACCGUACUUUAUCUGGCUACAACUUCGUGUGGAAACCCUUCAAGAUGGUGAACCACAGGAUCAAACACAAUCAGAGCAAGACAUUCUCUACUCCUAGACGUCCUUUUGAGAAGGCUCGUCUUGACCAGGAACUCAGGCUCGUGGGAGAGUUUGGUCUGCGGAAUAAGCGUGAGCUCUGGACAGUCAAGAUGUUGCUCGCAAAAAUCAGGAAAUCUGCCCGUGAACUGCUCACCCUAGAUGAGAAAGACUCGAGACGUCUUUUCCAGGGUAAUGCGCUGCUGCGCCGUCUGGUCCGUAUGGGUGUCCUGGAGGAGAGCCGCAUGAAGUUAGAUUAUGUGCUGGGUCUGAAGCCCGAGGACUUCUUGGAGCGUCGCCUCCAGACGCAGGUCUUCAAACUCGGACUCGCCAAGUCAAUCCAUCACUCGCGAGUGCUCAUUCGCCAGGGUCACAUCAGGGUGCGGAAACAGCUUGUCAACAUCCCGUCGUUCAUCGUUCGCCUGGACUCGCGCAAGCACAUCAACUUCUCGCUGCGUAGCCCAUAUGGAGGCGGCCGUCCUGGCCGCGUCAAGAGGAUGAACCUCAAGAAGAAGGCUGAUGGUGGCGGAAAGGACGAGGAGGAAGAAGCCGGAGAGUAAGAUUGAAUAAAUCAUGCCGGGAA
Molecule: messenger RNA, 718 nt
Organism: Hyalella azteca
Lineage: Eukaryota; Metazoa; Arthropoda; Malacostraca; Amphipoda; Hyalellidae
Gene: RpS9
Product: 40S ribosomal protein S9
Exons: 5
Coding region: 105-695 (196 amino acids)
Biological process (GO): translation; positive regulation of translational fidelity
Cellular component (GO): cytosolic small ribosomal subunit
Molecular function (GO): rRNA binding; structural constituent of ribosome
Source: RefSeq, a predicted model, not a curated record